Molecule: messenger RNA, 1456 nt
Organism: Abrus precatorius (Indian licorice)
Lineage: Eukaryota; Viridiplantae; Streptophyta; Magnoliopsida; Fabales; Fabaceae
Product: F-box protein SKIP31
Exons: 9
Coding region: 274-1242 (322 amino acids)
Molecular function (GO): protein binding
Source: RefSeq, a predicted model, not a curated record
UCGGAAUUUGCCUCCGAAAAUAUCUGAGUAUAACGGGUCGGGUCGACCCGAAAAUCUCAACCGUCCAUUCUGCUUUGCAUCUAUCGGCGAAGUAAUCAAUCAUCUAUCUUCUUUUGCCGUUUCGUGGUGAUUCCACAACCGUCCUUCAAAUUCCGGCCACCGGAUUACUCUCAUUUUUCCGAUUGGCCGGUCAAUCUGCAAUACCUCUCCGGUCUCUCGACGGAUCUCCUGUUUGCAAUCGCACCCUUACCUUCCUGCUGUUUUUCUGAUACCAUGACUUUUUCCGACGACGAGGACGAAAACCUGGCUCAAUUUCUGGAAUCAGAAGUCCUCUCUGAGGUCUCUGAUAAGGAAGAGGAAAAUGUGGAGGAACCAAAAGCAAAGAGAAAGCGAGUAGAGGAGGCUGAGAGUGCUGAACAAAAUUCUGGUUCAUCAUCUGUGCCGAAGAACAUUGGGGUCAAUAAUGGGGCGGUGCCAGGAAGGAUUGAGACUGGUCAUUUCAGCAAAGUUCCACCUGAGCUUUUUCAUCAUAUCCUGAAGUUUCUUUCCUCCGAGGACCUUAUUUCUUGUUCCUUGGUCUGUAGGUUUCUUAAUUAUGCUGCAUCUGAUGAAGCAUUGUGGCGUCGCUUGUACUGUAUGCGAUGGGGCCUUCUUCCCCCUACAAGGAAGAUAAGGGAAUGCCCAUGGAAAAAGUUAUACAUUCAGCGUGAUGGAGAGGACAUGGUUGAACUUGUUAGAAGUUGUCAAAAUGAGUUUAAGGAGUAUUACAUUCAAAUGCAAGCAGCUAAGCGAAGUCAAGCGCCUCAUCCUUCACAGUUGAAAGAUGAUAAGAUUAUUCUUGACAAGACAUUGGCUGAUCAAGUGUCAUCAUGGAAAAGUAGCAGGGGCCUAAGUGAUACAGUGGUGACUGAUCAUGCUUGUUCUGGGGACACAUGUUCUUACUACCAAAUGGGAGAUGUUUUUAUUUGUGAGAAGACUGGACAAGUUCAUGUCUGUGAUGAUACAUGUAGAGAAGUAGUUAUGGAUCCAACAAACGAGCUUUUGGUCUGUACAAUAUCAGGGCACUGUUUUGAUAGAUUACUGUCACCUGCUGAAAUGGAGCCUGAUGCUGAGCAGCUGCAAGGCGGUGUGACUGAUGAGGCAGAACCAUUUAUGGGAUCUGGCCGUUUUGCACGAGCUUAUUUGCUGGGAUACAAUUGUGCUGAUGAAAAGGAGCUUGAAGCUACUUUGAGGUUUUGCUGAUCCCCACUUUUAGCUCUUCUGGACUGGAUGACCUUAUCUCUCAUCAUUUGUCUAUUUAACAUUAAAUAUGUUGCAGUUUCUCUUGGCUUUAGAAUAUUUGCUCAGUCUUAGAUUAUAAAACUAUGCGUUUGUCUAAUUGUCUUUCAUUUUAGUAUUUAGUAGUUGUAUGCAUGUAUAGUUGAAUUUUUUCAGUAGAGGAAUUUUUCUUUUUUCU